Cryptotermes secundus is the source of this 2130-nucleotide messenger RNA. Its product is annotated as probable cytochrome P450 12a5, mitochondrial. The transcript has 8 exons. The record is from RefSeq and is a predicted model, not a curated record. Gene Ontology annotation, molecular function: iron ion binding; oxidoreductase activity, acting on paired donors, with incorporation or reduction of molecular oxygen; monooxygenase activity. Bases 216 to 1712 code for a protein of 498 amino acids. NCBI's taxonomy places the organism in Eukaryota, Metazoa, Arthropoda, Insecta, Blattodea, Kalotermitidae.
UUUUACUCCAUGUUAUUCGGAAAUUAUUUACGUCGUCCAUUUGUUCACCAUGGCUUUAAUGACCGUAAUGACUACGUCUUUCACAGGGAAAAUCUUGCAAGGCCUAUGUCACCUUGGUUCCCUCUCAGAAGUUAUUACGUAUUUAUGAUAUACAGCGUAUUAUGUAUGCUGAUGCAGGAUAGUCUGGUCAAUGCUAGUUUAAUUCAGUUGUUAACAUGGCCAUGUUACGGCAUGCCGCGGGGAGUAUGAAAUAUUUUGUGAACGUUAAUUCACGUUGUACAAGAAACUGCUCUGCUUCGACAGAAACAUUCAGCGACAUUCCAUCACCACAGGGCAUUUGGCCAGUAAUUGGACAUGCCCAUCUCUUUGGACCAACGGGUCCAUAUAAAGCAGAGCGACUAACAGAGGCUGUAAUGGACUUAAGUAGACAGCUGGGACCAGUGUUCAAAUUGCGACUCAGUGGUGCAGAUUCUGUUGUGACUGUGGAUGCUGAUGACACCAGAACAAUGUUUCGUCAUGAAGGCCGCCACCCUUUCAGACCUUCAUUUCCUGCAGUUCAGCGCUAUCGACAGAAGAGAUUUGGCAGCAUGGGCAUAGUUCCAGGGAAUGGAGAGGAGUGGUACAAGUUCCGUGCAGCUAUACUGCCCCUUUUGCAUCCUCGUGUUGUCAAGGCCUAUGCUGAUAGGCAUACACAAGUGGCAAGCAGAUUUGUGGAUUACAUUCAAAUGAAGAUAAAUGAAACAUCCUCAGAAACUAUAAAUGAUAUUUGUCAGGACUUAAUGAAAUUUAGUAUUGAAGCCAUCUCAGUAACAGUCCCUGGAGUGCAGUUCUCUUCUCUGGCAGCACAAAGCAUCAGAGAACAAGAUACGCAGAAUAUUAUGAAUGCCAGUACAGAUUUUAUGGAAGGGCUCUAUGGGACAUUGAUUGGGCUCCCUCUAUGGAAACUCUAUCGAACACGUAGCUAUCGAAAACUAGAAUCAUCUCAUGAAGUCAUUUACAAGGUUUUAGAGAGCAGACUUCAAGGAAUGAAGUGCAGAUACAUGGAUAGUCCUGAGCAAAUUGCAUCAGCACAUCCUUUUUUAGCUGCUAUAUUUAACAAUCCAACACUGGAAUGGAAGGAUAUCGUCAUGCUGGGGAUGGAGACCUUCCUUGGUGGAAUUGAUGCCACAGCCACCACAAUGGCCAUGACAUUUCACUACCUGGCAGCUAAUCCUGAAAUUCAGCAGCAAGCAUAUGAAAAGGUUUUAAGACAAGACUCAUCCCAGGAGAUGUCCUUUCUACGAGCCUGCAUCAAGGAGACACUCCGACUUUCUUCCACUGCUGGUGCUAAUAGCCGCUUCUUGGCGAAAGAUGCAAAUAUUGGAGGCUAUCUUGUACCUGCUGGAACACUGGUGUAUGCAUUCAAUUCUGUAACUUCAUUAGAUGAAAAAUACUUUGUUGAACCAUUAAAGUAUCUGCCAGAGCGCUGGCUACGAGAAUCUUCAACAAGCAAAGGUCAUCCUUUUGCAUCUCUGCCAUUUGGCUAUGGUCCCAGAAUGUGCCCUGGACAACGCUUGGCGGAACAAGAAAUGGUGAUAUUACUAGCAGAGGUGUUGAGAAAGUAUCACCUGGAAUCUGCAGACCACACACCAAAGCCAGUAGGGAUGGUUUAUCGCAUGAACCGAGUACCUGACAGGCCCAUCAACCUAUGCUUCCGGAAUCGAAGAGUAUAGAAGAGGCACUAUGAGAAACUACCUUGAUUCUGUAGGGUUUGAUGUUCUCACAACUGUGUUCAUUCCUUCUGGGAUGUAAUGCUAUGUAGACCAUUGAAAGUCAAACAACAUUUCAGAGGAACAUGUCGCCUCCAUCUUCAGGGUUGAAGAGUAAGGCAAGCAAGAAACCAGCAUGAGGCAGCCAGUAAGCAGAGCUCUGAAUUAUCAGUUGACUUUCAACAGAUUACACAACAUUAUAUCACAGAAAAUAGAACUCUUCUUAACUUGAUUCUUUUUAGACAGCUUACCUAUGAACUGUUGCUCAAUGGAAUAUUUAAAGUGAUAUCCUUCUGUUUCAUGAUGAUGUGUAUGAAGUUUUUUCUUUCUUGCUAGUGGGGUGGGACUAAGUCCCUUGUACUGCGGCCACUUCUGGCCUACU